This is a messenger RNA of Mercurialis annua (annual mercury), 1945 nucleotides long. RefSeq lists its product as uncharacterized. The record is from RefSeq and is a predicted model, not a curated record. Lineage: Eukaryota; Viridiplantae; Streptophyta; Magnoliopsida; Malpighiales; Euphorbiaceae. The transcript has a single exon. The coding region runs from base 737 to 1795 and encodes 352 amino acids.
AAAAAAAUGUUAUCGGAGUUGCUCUAAAGCACCAAGCUACACAAAUGUAAGCACCAUGUUUUGGUAGCUUCCUUAUGAGAAAGCCACGUGUAACUAAUUAGCAUUCUCUGAUGUAGAAAGUUUGGCUCACAAAACCAACCAAUCGGAAUCCAACUCCUCCCUUUACAUGCAAAACAACGAUGAUCAGAAGCUUACACGUGUAAGCGGACAAAAAUAACCGAUCAAAAGCACGAGGGCAUUUGAGUAAAGGCAAGAAAAACAACAAAUGGCCAAGCCAAUGGUGAUAGGUGUAGGCACGCAUGGCAGCCAAGUUCACACGCGUUAAGAAGAGAGAGCGUUUUGAUUGGCUGAGCGACACAGCCAGCAGACACAGAGAGAAAAGAAUAAGCACAAACUGACUUGGCUCAGUCGUCAAAAACUACUGUCUAUCCAUCGGGUAUGUGUAGCCAUGCAUGGACCCACUAUUAUACCCAAAUCCCACAUGUCCCCAUCUCCUACUUGUUUAAACACGUACCCAUCCUUUUCUUUCCACGUGUCCUUUUCUCCUGCCUCUUAGCUUCAUGCUGCCUCUCUAUCAUUGGCUACAUACAACACUUAAAAUCCCAGCUCAACUAAUCAGCCCUUCCUAAAAUCCCUACCCAAUUGCCGCAUUCUCUUCACCGUUUUGUUCUUCGUCUUGACGCAGUUCUUGAUCUCUUUUUUUUUUCUCAUUCUGAGAGAAUUAGCUGAGCCAGCCAUGAUCAAGACUCUGAGUCCUUACUCUACCACGGAGAAAACGGCUGAGAUUAUGUCUCGCUACAGACCCAUAGCGCCUAAGCCUGAGGGCUCUGCCAACUCCUUGGGUGACACCCCGUCAAUGUCUCAGAAGAUAAGGCAAUCUCCUUACCUGAGGAAUCUCUGGCCGCAAUUGCAAGCUAGGCCAACUAGAACCAGGAAAAGAGGGAGAGCCGCCUUGUCGCCGCCGAUCAUGAAAAGACCAAGAACGACCCAUAUCCUCGGCGUUUCCUCUACCGGUCAUGUAAUAUCUCCGGCUAGGCAUCUUUCUCUGCAGGGUUUCGCUCAUGGCCUUUCUCAGCUUUCUGUUCCAGGCUUUGUUGGUGUUAAUACCAAUAACUUGGACACUGCCCCUUCAGAUUUGGUGACGCUUUCUCUUCUUCCGUGUCAGUCGCCUGAAAUCAGUUGUAUGGAACCACGAAGGGAGAUUCUCAUAGAUUUGAACACAGUGGCUGAAAUCCCUGAAGAAAAGGAUCUGUUGCAGCAACUGCAAAAUACACCCACCAGCAAUGUUAUAUCGCCUCGGCCAAUUCGACCCGUUGGCUCGACCAUAAGCGUUGGAUGCAUUACUGAGACACUAAACUCAACCCAACCUAUACAACUCUCAAAGAAGCCGGAGGAGGUCGAGGAAGAUAUCGAGUCCGACGCCUUACCAAUAGUGGUAUGCGAUUCCAACUACAAAGUCAGAUUGGCGAAUUCCGCAUAUACGGAAAUGGUUGGCCAGCCGGAGUGUUCUUGGCUAGACUCGAUGGUGACGGGUGAUAACAGGUUUGGUGGCAGCUCAUGCAAGAGGAUAUGCGGCGAGGUGAUACUUCAUCUUGCCGAUUCGAAGGUGCCGCCGUCUUCAUCAAAUAAGUUUUGUUGCUGGGUGAAUAUAGAAUGGGGGCAUGAAGGGAAGAAGAAAGCAUUAACUGCUUUCUGUGAUGUUAUUAGAUUAUCCUGCCAGUCCAAAGAUUACCUCUUUGCUUGGAGGCUUCACACCCAAUCCAAGGAGUGUUUUGAGUCUAACACCAAUGCUUGAACAUCAGUACUUAAAUAUUAAAUUGUAUACAAAAGUAAUCCACUAGAAGAUCUAGCUACCAAUAUGUAUAAUACAUAGGAAGAAAUAGAAGUAUAUGUAUAGUUUUUGUUAGCUUUUCCAGUUCAAGUCAAAAUGUUUUAAAAUAUGUUA